AUGGAGAACAUGAGAUCCGAGAACCACCGCGGCGCGGCCAUGGAGGGCGUCAAGCUCGCGUCGGAGGCGGCGGCGAACACCAACCGCAGGGCCCUGAGGGACAUCAAGAACAUUCUCGGCGCCCCUCACCAGCCCCAAGCCGUCAGCAAGAGGGGCUUGCAAGAAAAACCCGCCGCCGCCGGUGCCAAGAGCCAGCCUGGCGCCGUCGGCCACCGGCCGGUGACCAGGAAAUUCGCCGCCAUCCUGCAGCAAACGCAGCCUGCAAACGCCCCGCUGGCACCAAUUGGCAGUGAGAGGCAGAAGAGGAACGCUGACACUGCAUUCAAUGCUCCUUCAGACAUGGAGUGCAGCAAGGCUUCAGAUGAUGACCUUGAUGAGAUGGUAAGCAGAGUAACACAACUAAUGACCAAUGAGCUCAAGGAGAUCGACAUGGAGGACACCGAAGAGGAGGAAAUGCCUGACAUCGACAGCUGCGACCUCGGCAACUCCCUUGCGGUUGUCGAAUAUGUGGAUGAAAUUUACAGCUUCUACAGAAGGACCGAGGAGCUGAGCUGUGUGUCCCCCACCUACAUGGCACACCAAUCUGACAUCAAUGAGAAAAUGCGCGGCAUUCUGAUUGACUGGCUGAUUGAGGUCCAUUACAAGCUUGAGCUACUGGGGGAGACCCUUUUCCUUACUGUAAACAUCAUCGACAGAUACCUGGCCAGGGAGAACGUCGCCAGGAAGAAGCUCCAGCUGGUGGGCGUGACAGCCAUGCUGCUGGCAUGCAAGUAUGAGGAGGUCAGUGUGCCAGUCGUGGAGGAUCUGAUCCUCAUCUGCGAUCGCGCCUACUCCCGGGAAGACAUUCUUGACAUGGAGAGGAUGAUUGUUGACAGGCUUGAAUUCAACAUGUCAGUCCCUACUCCAUAUUGCUUCAUGAGAAGAUUCCUCAAGGCAGCAGGGUCUGACAAGAAGCUGGAGCUGCUCUCCUUCUUCCUAAUCGAGCUCAGCCUGGUCGACUACAAGAUGCUCAAGUUCCAGCCGUCGAUGCUGGCGGCGGCGGCCAUCUUCACCGCGCAAUGCACGCUCAACGGGUGCAUGUCCUGGAACAAGUGCUGUGAGCUGCACACAAAAUACUCUGAAGAACAGCUCAUGGACUGCAGCACAAUGAUGGUGGAGCUGCACCAGGGGGCGGCGCGCGGGAAGCUCACCGGGGUGCACCGCAAGUACAGCACCUUCAAGUACGGGUGCGCCGCCAAGUCGGAGCCCGCCGCCUUCCUGCUCGACGCGAGGAAGGCCUGA
Triticum turgidum subsp. durum (durum wheat) is the source of this 1281-nucleotide messenger RNA. The record is from the annotation of a GenBank genome assembly. Lineage: Eukaryota; Viridiplantae; Streptophyta; Magnoliopsida; Poales; Poaceae.